This is a messenger RNA of Folsomia candida, 850 nucleotides long. RefSeq lists its product as uncharacterized. Lineage: Eukaryota; Metazoa; Arthropoda; Collembola; Entomobryomorpha; Isotomidae. Bases 71 to 718 code for a protein of 215 amino acids. The record is from RefSeq and is a predicted model, not a curated record. The transcript has 4 exons.
UCAACUACCUCUACAUCAUUCAUCAAUACAUACCAAACAGUACAAUUUUAUCCACAAAUUACUUUUCGCCAUGACGAGAUGCAUUUGUCUUUUGCUAGUAAUUGCGAAUGUCGCGUUGGGUUUGAGCGUUGAACAAAAACCAGUUCCUGCCGAGGUGAGACAGACCCAGACGAAUCCUGCUCAGCCCCCAUUGGCCGAGUCCGUCUGGCGACAACAAUUGACCAAUGCUGUCCAAGGCGCAACGGAUCGGUUUCAAACCAAUUUUGUCACCGUUCUCAACGGACUCGCCAACACGACGCAAGAGGCCGGAACGAAUGUCACCAUCGCACUUGCUACACUGACGCGCGCCGUGGUCACCAAUACCUUCGACCUCGCCUCAGUCGUCGCGUACAUGCCGCGCCUCCUCCUUCUCGACCUGCCCAACCAGUUUGUUGAGGUUUUGAAAUUAAUUCGACGCAACGAGGUCCGAGUUAUCCCCGCCGAUGUGAACGGUGCGAUCGACUCCAUUCUGUUCAUGACCCGACAGGCUGAGGAGAGUGGAAUUACCAGGAAAAUUUUCGACCCUAUUGCAAGAUUCCUUCCCAACAUGAUGGCCGGACUUUCCGAGUUCUUUCAAACAAUUAUUGGAACAACGGCCAACGUCUUUGGUGUCGGAGUUACUCGUUACGAUCCACAAGUUUCGGCUGGAAUAGUGACCAAGUACAAUCUUGCUUACUAAGCAUGGAUUAAUAAAUAUAAGCACAUUUCUUAUAUGAGAAGGAUUUGACAUUUGUGAACUUAUGUAUACCUAUAUAAUGGAUAAGAUUGCUUUACGAAUUUGAAAUAAAAAUCUGGAAAUUUCAUAAACAUA